Messenger RNA from Trichoplusia ni (cabbage looper), 1777 nucleotides. RefSeq names its product delta(24)-sterol reductase-like. The record is from RefSeq and is a predicted model, not a curated record. Gene Ontology annotation, biological process: steroid metabolic process. Gene Ontology annotation, molecular function: FAD binding; Delta24(24-1) sterol reductase activity. Gene Ontology annotation, cellular component: membrane; cytoplasm. NCBI's taxonomy places the organism in Eukaryota, Metazoa, Arthropoda, Insecta, Lepidoptera, Noctuidae. The coding region runs from base 112 to 1713 and encodes 533 amino acids. The transcript has 4 exons.
UAAUAAACAGUAUAUCGUAACUGUGUGAAGUUUUUUAAUCUGUAGUGUUGUUGCUAGCUGGGCGGCCGGCAUGUGUAGCUGUCAUUGUUGAAUAUAUUUACGAAAUAAACAAUGCUACCGGAAUUCCUGAAAUCCCGUUUAAUCCAAUGGCUGGAGGAUCACCGCGAGUUCGUGGUGGCCUUCUUCUGCCUCCCCGCUAGCUUCAUAUUCACCGUGCUACUGCGCGCGCGCGCCUACCUGCGCUGGCUGAGCAGCGACCCGCAGCGGCACGAGAGCGCCGUCAGGAACAUACAGAGCCAGGUACAACAAUGGAACAAGCUACCGCGUCAAGACCGCCGCUUGCUCUGCACGUCGCGCCCAAACUGGCUGUCUCUCUCCACGACGUUUUUCCAGAAGCACCUCCACCACCAGGUUCCCAUACCGCUGUACGAUAUCCUGGAGCUGGACGAGCAGGCCAUGACCGUGAGGGUGGAGCCCAUGGUCACCAUCGGAGAUAUAACGGAGUAUCUCAUACCGAAGGGGUAUUCGUUAGCCGUCACUAUUGAACUGGUUGAUGCUACUAUGGGAGGUCUGGCCUUUGGAACCGGAAUGUCAACCCACUCUCACAAAGCUGGACUCUUCCACGAAACGAUCACCAGCUACGAGGUGGUCCUCGGCGAUGGCUCCCUGGUCACCGCCACUGCAGACAACGAACAUUCGGACCUCUAUAAAGCCCUGCCCUGGUGUCACGGGAGCUUAGGUUUCCUCGUCGCUUUGACGUUAAAGAUCGUCAAAAUAAAACCCUACAUCAAAAUCAAGUACAUCCCGGUGCGAGGACAGAAAAAGUACUGCGACAUGAUUCGAGAACUUUCCGGAACUUACGAAGCAAAACCCAAGGUGUUCCCUGACUACAUCGAAGGUACUAUAUUCAGUAAAGACGACGCCGUCAUCAUGGUUGGUGAUUACGCGGACUAUGACCCGAAAAUACCUGUCAACAGCUGUUCCAAAUGGUACAAGCCCUGGUUCUAUAAACACGUCGAAACGUUUUUGGAGAAACGGGAAUCUGAGGAGUUGAUUCCGUUAAGGGAUUACUUAUUAAGACACAACAGAGCUAUAUUCUGGGUGGUGGAAGACAUGCUGUCGUUUGGAAACAAUAUGCUCUUCAGGUAUCUAUUUGGAUGGCUGCUUCCUCCCAAACCCGCUUUCCUCAAGUUCACCACGACGCCAGGAGUAAGAGCGUACACCUUUACCAAACAAGUUUUCCAAGACAUCGUAUUACCGCUUCAAGAAUUAGAGCGACAGAUCGAAUUGGCAAGCGUUUUGUUCGAGAAAUUCCCAUUACUAGUGUAUCCGUGUAAAAUUAUUGAUCACGGACCAUCGUCGGGUCAGCUAAAGAGGCCUGACGCGAAGUACCUCGUCCCUGGUACGAACUACGCAAUGUAUAACGAUUUAGGCGUUUAUGGAGUGCCGGGGAAGGUUAAAGAAAAGAAGCCUUAUAACCCUGUUGCCGCUAUGAGGAAGAUGGAGGAGUUUACACGGGAGGUCGGCGGGUACUCGUUCCUGUACGCAGAUAUAUUUAUGACUCGUAACGAGUUCGAGGUUAUGUUCGAUCUGUCGUUGUACGAGCAGGUGAGGAAGAAGUACAGCGCUGUCGACGCCUUCCCGCAUUUAUACGACAAAGUGAAGCCGGAGAUCGAUGUGUUCGAGAUCGGGGAGAGCAAUGCUAUCGAGUAAAAUCUUUAAAACUGUAUCUGUAUGUGCGAUUGAAAUAUGUAUUUAAAUACAAACGAUUACUAUU